Lichtheimia ornata is the source of this 1602-nucleotide messenger RNA. RefSeq lists its product as uncharacterized. The transcript is spliced from 6 exons. Gene Ontology annotation, molecular function: serine-type carboxypeptidase activity. Bases 1 to 1602 code for a protein of 533 amino acids. The record is from RefSeq and is a predicted model, not a curated record. Lineage: Eukaryota; Fungi; Mucoromycota; Mucoromycetes; Mucorales; Lichtheimiaceae. Gene Ontology annotation, biological process: proteolysis. Gene Ontology annotation, cellular component: fungal-type vacuole.
AUGUCGGCUUUAUCUUUGCUGUACAAGGCAAUAGCAGUUGGUAUCUUACUGCUAUCAUUGACGAUCCAUGCAAAACCAGGAACGAUAUUACAGCAGCCUAUUGACAGCAACAUCUUGUAUAAGAGUCAAAGGGCUAUGGGUCAAGACCUGAACCAAGAAGACUGCAUGCCAACAACAAGCCAAGAAAACGAUAUCAAUGGUGCGGCCGAGCAAUGGUGGUGGUCGUCUUCAUCCAAGGAUGAAUCACAAGGCUCGGAUGGAUACCUCAAGUCUUUUUCUCAUCCUGCCUUUCCAGAGUACUCGAUGCGAUACAAGACCCCCGAAAUUUGCGACCCAAGUGUCAAGCAGAUUAGCGGGUAUCUUGAUAUAGGAUCAAACAAGCAUUUCUUCUUUUGGUUUUUUGAAUCUCGAAGCAGCCCAAAAGAGGAUCUUGUUAUACUAUGGCUUGAAGGAGGACCUGCAUGCUCAACCAUGUUGGGUGUGUUUGUAGCAAUAGGCCCUUGUAUAGUGAACGACCAUGGUAACGAUACGACGUUGAAUGAGCACUCGUGGAACAACAAUGCAAAUUUGCUCUUUCUCGACCAACCAUUGAAUACGGGUUUUUCCUAUGGCGAGAAUGGUGCAAUGACAUCGAAAGCAGCAUCCAAGGAUAUUUACUCCUUUCUCCAAUUGUUUUUCACCGAGUUCCCUGAAUACUCCAACCUUGAUUUUCAUAUCGCUGGUCAAUCAUAUGGUGGUCAUUUUGUUCCUGCAGCAGCAGCAGCAGAGAUCAAUUACAACAACAAAGUCAUACAACAAAGCACACCAUACGAUGUCUACGCUUCACAUUUAUUACCCAUCAACCUCAAAUCAAUAAUGAUUGGUAAUGGCCUCACGAAUGCUCUUAUCCAAUACAAGUAUUUGUCAAAGAUGGCAUGUGAGAAUUCGUAUGGUCCUGCUCUUGACCAAGUCACUUGCGGCGCAAUGGAUGAAAAGUACCCAGCAUGUGCAGCACUCAUUAAGCGAUGCUACACCUCACAAAAUUUGUUUACAUGCAUGCCAGCGUACAUACAAUGCAACAAAGAUCUUGGUGAUCCCUAUGUCAAUAGCGGAAAGAACAUGUACGACGUCCGAAAGACCUGUGACCAAGGUGGUAUGUGCUAUGCCGUUCUUGAUGGUAUGCAAAACUACCUCAAUCGUCCUGAAGUAUUGGAAGCCAUUGGUUCACGAUUUGAAACGUUUGAAAGCUGCAAUGAUGACCUCCAUGAAAAAAUAGCGACAAAUGAUUGGAUGCGCCCAAUUGUGGAUAUGAUUCCCGAGCUUUUGGAAGAUGGUAUCCGUAUUCUUAGCUAUGCAGGCGAUGCGGACUUUAUUUGUAAUUGGAUGGGCAUCAAAGCAUGGAUGUUGAACAUGCCGUGGAGUGGGCACGAUGAAUUUGUUGCUGCCAAAGACACUGCUUGGUUCUCUCCUACAGCAAACGAACAUGGUGGUGAGCUACGUCAGACCAAAGAUGGUCGCUUUGCUUUCUUGCGUCUCUAUGAUUCGGGACAUGUGGCCCCCAUGGAUCGGCGCGAUUAUGCUAUUGACAUGUUGAAUCAGUGGCUGGGUGAAGAACUAGCUUGA